Messenger RNA from Recurvomyces mirabilis, 477 nucleotides. RefSeq lists its product as uncharacterized. The record is from RefSeq and is a predicted model, not a curated record. The transcript has 2 exons. NCBI's taxonomy places the organism in Eukaryota, Fungi, Ascomycota, Dothideomycetes, Mycosphaerellales, Teratosphaeriaceae. Bases 1 to 477 code for a protein of 158 amino acids.
AUGGCUGAGAUCGAGCUGAUAGACAUUCCCACGUCAUUGAAACCAAUGCCGCACUCUGCUAGCACCCUGCAACCUCUCUCGACGAACGAGCUCGCCACUGGAAGCGAGAAUGACGCUGGCCACAACUCUGAUUUUGAGUUUGGCUCCUGCAACAACACCGUUGCUAUCACGUCCAAGAUCAUGACAAGCCCAUCCGCUGCAAGGAUCGAAGCAGCGAACAGCGGCGCCGACGAGCCGUUGUGCCAACCAUGCGGCAAGCUUGCUUUCGAAACGGAAGAAUUGGUUAAGUGUCAACGCCUGAGUGAUGUGCACUGUGCGAUAUGUACCCGCUACAUGCUGGAUUCAUUGGCAAUGGCACGAUUGAUCGUGAUCGAGGGGCAAGAAGGGGCAUGCGGGGAUUGUCGUUUAGCUCUGGUGGACGGCAGCGAGAAGGUGACGAGAUGUGCUGCCUGCAAUGGGCUGCAAGUCAAGCUGUAG